AUGUACCUGAUCACUGUGUUUGGCAACCUGCUCAUCAUCCUGGCCAUCAGCUGUGACUCCCACCUCCACACCCCCAUGUACUUCUUCCUGGCCAACCUGUCCUUUAUAGACAUCUGCUUCACCUCCACCACCGUCCCGAAGAUGCUCUGGAACAUCCAGACUCAGAGCAAAGUCAUAACCUAUGCAAGCUGCAUCACACAAAUGAACUUUUUCAUAACCUUUGCAGGGAUGGACGACUUUCUCCUGAGUGUUAUGGCCUAUGACAGGUUUGUGGCCAUCUGUCACCCCCUGCACUACACGGUCAUCAUGAACCCCCGGCUCUGUGGACUCCUGGUUUUGAUGUCCUGGCUGUCGGUUGUCUCCUUAUUUUAUUGUGCAAGCCUAGGAGUGUACCUCAGCUCUGCUGUUACCCAGAGCUCCCACUCAAGUGCCACAGCCUCGGUGAUGUACACGGUGGUCACGCCCAUGCUGAACCCCUUCAUCUACAGCCUGAGGAACAGAGACAUAAAGAGGGCUCUGAAAAGAAUACUUGGGAUUCAGACUCCACCUGAUGAUGUGGACUCUAACAUUGUUCCAUUUAAGCCUCAAGCUAUUGACACACCACUCUGGCUAGGAAUGCCCAAGUACUCACCCGUGCCCAUGUGCUUUCCAGACUCCCACAGACCUUUCCCAGACCACAGCCUAUGCCUUGGCCGCACCAGCCCUUGGGUUCUUAUUGUGAUGGCAGGACACACGAUCAUCUUCUUGCUAAUCAAACAGUGGUCCGCAGACUCAGACCUGCACUUCAGCAUCACCCAGGAGCUUGGAGAAAUGCAGAAUCUCCAAGAUUUUGCACUUGUAGUGGGAUCCGUGUGGAUUCACGGGCACAGUGAAGUUGGAGACAUGCUGGUCUAG
This is a messenger RNA of Neofelis nebulosa (Clouded leopard), 894 nucleotides long. Its product is annotated as olfactory receptor 7A17-like. Gene Ontology annotation, molecular function: olfactory receptor activity; G protein-coupled receptor activity. Gene Ontology annotation, cellular component: membrane. Bases 1 to 894 code for a protein of 297 amino acids. The transcript is spliced from 4 exons. NCBI's taxonomy places the organism in Eukaryota, Metazoa, Chordata, Mammalia, Carnivora, Felidae. Gene Ontology annotation, biological process: G protein-coupled receptor signaling pathway. The record is from RefSeq and is a predicted model, not a curated record.